GGUUGAAAAGUUACCUGGGCCGAGCCGCGUUUAGUGAGAAACAUUCAAAUUUUGUAUCCUGCAUUGUAGAGUUCGGUUAGUUACGGUAAAAUGAGACAAUUAAUCAUAAGAAACUAAUUAUUUGAAAACACAACCAUAUUACAAUGUCUAUACAAAUAUACCAAGACACCAAUACUUUAGCAAAUUUAAAAAACAACAUUGGAAAGAAAGCCAAGUUAGAAGACGAAAAACACGCACAUAAUAAGUCUAUUACAUCAAAGUCUAAAAGAGUUCCUCUUGCAUCUAUAUCAAAUGUUCAAGGAAGCAGAGUUCAACCGAAUCGUGCAGCCAAAGAAAAACUUAAACCUUUUCAAAGUAUAUCUGAUAACAAGUUUGCAAGCGAUGUACAAAAAUGGUCAAGUUCAAUACAAAUACAUGAUACAAAGUCUGUAUUGUACAAAGAGAAUAUUUACAAUGAAUCAUCUACAUUUGAUACUUUAAAAGAAUCUCCUAUGGUUUUUUCACCGUUUGUUUCUGACGAUAGUUGCAAAAAAUAUUCUGCUAUAAAUAGUAUUCAAGACAUAGAUGCCAAGUUACAUGGAGUUUUUGAACUUCCUGAGUAUGCUCAAGAUAUACAUAAUUACUUAAAGAAAUCAGAGGCAAAAUACCGUCCAAAAAUCAAUUAUAUGAGAAAACAAACUGAUAUAAACAGCAGUAUGCGUGCAAUUUUAGUGGAUUGGUUAGUAGAAGUUAGUGAGGAAUAUAAACUUAUACCCCAAACACUUUAUUUGUCAGUCAGUUAUAUUGAUAGAUUUUUGUCGCAUAUGUCGGUAUUAAGAGGGAAACUUCAACUUGUUGGCGCAGCUUGUAUGCUUGUUGCUGCAAAAUUUGAAGAAAUAUAUCCUCCAGAAGUUGCUGAGUUUGUAUAUAUAACAGAUGAUACCUAUACUGCAAAACAAGUUUUGCGAAUGGAACAUCUGAUACUGAAAACCCUUGCUUUUGAUCUAAGUGUGCCCACUUGCAGAGAUUUUCUUAGUCGAUACCUAUAUGCUGCUAAUGCAAAACCAGAAAGUCAGCAAAAAUACUUAGCUGAAUAUCUAUCUGAGUUAACACUAAUAAAUUGUGAAAUAUCUGUUAAAUAUCCUCCUUCUAUGAUUGCCGCGUCAUCAAUAUGCUCUGCCAAUCACAUAUUGAAUUUAAUGCCAUGGACACCAACAUUAGAGUUUUACUCUGGGUAUAAUAUUAAUGACUUAAAGAGCUGCUUGCAUGACAUACAUUUACUGCAUCAAGCUGCGUCCACUAACCCACAGCAAGCAAUACAACAAAAAUAUAAAUCGCCUAGGUUCGGCUGUGUUUCUUCGAUUGCGCCUCUAGAAAUGCCUUGUAUAUAAUAUAUCUCUAGUAUACGCUCAUAUUUAUAAAGUAAUCGUUUGUAAUAUAGUAUAAGUCAGUCAACAUUUAUCUAAAAUCAUAAAUUUGUGUAGACUGCAGUUUUGAAAUGGUGCGUUAAGUCUAAGAAAUCUAAAAGCUAAUGAUUUUUUACUUUUUUACAUCUUAUUUUGGUUAUUUAUUUUAAUUUUAUCUAAAACGGUUUUACCCGAUAUAUUGUAUAUUUCUCGUUUUAAUGAUGAAAAUUUAUUCGUAUUA
This is a messenger RNA of Hydra vulgaris (swiftwater hydra), 1626 nucleotides long. Its product is annotated as G2/mitotic-specific cyclin-A. NCBI's taxonomy places the organism in Eukaryota, Metazoa, Cnidaria, Hydrozoa, Anthoathecata, Hydridae. Gene Ontology annotation, biological process: regulation of cyclin-dependent protein serine/threonine kinase activity; mitotic cell cycle phase transition. The record is from RefSeq and is a predicted model, not a curated record. Gene Ontology annotation, molecular function: cyclin-dependent protein serine/threonine kinase regulator activity. Gene Ontology annotation, cellular component: cytoplasm; cyclin-dependent protein kinase holoenzyme complex; nucleus.